UCUAAACGUUUAAUCAAUAUAUUAUAGUCCACAAUACCGCAUUCGAAAACGGCCCAUACUAUCUUGUUAACCCACAAAUUGUGUGAAUAAAUAAAUACUCGAUUCUUACUGCUCAAUAGACAUUUGGAUUUUAUUCGAUCGUUUUAAAAGGAACUAAAAGCCGACACUGGGAAACUAUUUUUGCGUUUGAAAAGUACAUACAGUGUCAAAGGCAUGCCAGGCACGAGCAGCGGAAGGAAGAGCAAGACUAUCGGUAUCCAGACGAGCGACAGGCGCCCGCCAUCAGCACGAGAAAAGGGCGUUCAGGUGGACACCUAUCCCGUAUAUCCGGACACCACACAGAAAGCGUCGAUAACAAUCGCCCGCCAGAAACGGAGCAUGUUUCCAAAAAUCAGUUCCGCCACAAAGGAGGUGUACCUGUUCGUACGCGCCAAGAAGGAAUGGGUUCGAAGACUCAUCAAUGCCUUCGUGCGUGACAAGAAAGUGCGAGAAAACUUCCACGGGACGCUGCUUGGACUGGCGGAACAGAUUUCCCGCUGUGAAGGCGAUCUUUACCGUGGACUGCCAGAGCAAUGUUUCGUUGUGAUGAUGUUUCGGGACCAGGACUGUGCCGACAGAUGGUGUCGCUCUACAAGCGUCUUCAAGCAGAAGGACCUCGACGACAGCGAGAUAUUCACCGUGCCUCUAAAGUACAUCCCGGAGGACGACUUGAGAGCGUUCCAGCUUACGGAGAUGUACGGUCUGUUGACGGACCCUGGGCUCUUUCAGAAGGAAUAUGUAGAACCCACAGCGAAAAUCAUGAACAGCAAACACAUUUACCAUGGAAUCGUGGCCUCACAGAAAGUCAACAGGAUUCGCAACUGUAUGAUUAGACCGGAAACCUACAUCCUCGUCAACUGCGCAGAAUCUGAGAGCAAGUUAAUCAGCGAUUUCUAUGAGUCAGACGAGUAUCAGCAGUACAAGAAUAAACGCCAGCGAUUGGUCGCCGAGACAGACACGUGCUUCUUCACGUUGUUACCUCUGAACGAGGCUGGGAAAACCCUCCAGAACGAUCCCUCGCAACUGGGUUAUCUUUCCUAGAAUCAAAGCUCUGCUAAAACGCGAGAUUAUAACGACUUGUGAUAUUUUGUAUAGUCUACAAUCUCCUUUUAUCCAUAGAUGAAGACCAUGUAUUACGUCUUAUUAUGUAGAUACUUACAAACAGUUUUAAUAAACGUGUCUUUCUGAUGAAACGACAUAAUUAAUCCCACCAUAUACUAGUACAUCGUAAACUAUUAAAUGGUGAUGAUUUUUUUUAUUCUUUAAGACACUGAUUGUUCUCCAGGACACUGAUUGUUCAUCUGUUAGUGCAUAUUUUAGACUAUUUUCACUAAGACAAGUAUAUAAGCUUUUUUGAUAGCGGAUGUAAACCUUCUUUGUGAUAUGUUUUAGGUAAGGUAUUAACAUUAAGGCAUUUAUUUCGUAAGAAUAUGCUUCAUUAGUGCAUGUACUCUGGAACGUACAGAAAUUUAGGCAUCGCCACAUUCAUUUCUGCAUUUAUCGUUUUCGUUCUAUCAACUUGCACAUGUCAUCGGCUUUUUAUUGUGCCUUUUUUGUUUAUCAAAGUAACUUAAUAAGUUUUGCUUCUGUAUGUUUUAUGUACUUUUAUCGGGCUGUUUGGUUUGUUUAUUUACAUACUGCAUGCUGUUGUUGUUGUUUUUUUGUUUCGAGGCGGAAAUUGCAAGACGUAUAUAUUAAUGGCUUUGUACCAUCGACACUGCGAGCUACGUUUGCAUUGAUCGGCUUAUAACUAACUUUCAUUAUUGACUAAAUACAUUGUCAUAUUUGAUUAAUUAAGUACGAAUAUAAGAUAAAAGAAAUGUGUGUGAAACAAGAUCAAACAUACUUUUGAAACGCAGUAACAACUUCGAGCCAAAUUUUUUGGAGUCUAAAAUGUUGGAUUUUGUAAUAAGCUGUCGUGACAUAUUACCUUAAUGCAUUUGUAAUCUUUUAUUGUUUGUGUCGGUUUAUAAACAAAUCACUGCCAAGUUGCAUUGCAUCCACUUGUUAAAUAUAUUCACUGAGUGUUAUUUAUUUGUACGUGUUGUCAAAGUUUUUCCAGUUUAUUUCAAUUGCACAAUUUUCAUUACAUCAAUUUAUUGAUUGCUUUUAUGAUUCUAACUCAUGCUAGCCCUAAACGUUUCUAGAUCCGUACGAUCAAUAUUAUUCUAUUAUUAAACACAUGUAUAUAGUUCUUAAAACACAUUUGCAGUUAACAUAGUCUUCCAAGCAAACGAUGAUAAGCUGAUAACAAUAUAGCAAGAGUCGAGUCAUUAAAAAUGGAUCUUAAUUCAUAUGCGACCGUCUCAGAUCCACGCAGUCUGGUCAGCGACCGUCUCAGACCCACGCAGCCUGGUCAUGAGCUACCCUGUCCGCUUAUGAGGCCCAAAAAACAUCGCUUGAUUUGUUAAAAAGUUCUAAGCUCCUGACCAGACUAUGUAAAUGCGAAGGCAUGGCCGGAGCUUCCCUUGCCGCCUAUGAUAUAUUACUAUUACUAAGUUUAGCUCGACGCGGCUCAUAUAAUAAAUAUCACCGACAGACGAGCUUUCUAGCAUGUAUAUACUCAUAUAUCAAACCUCAAGUGAUUAAUUCAAAACAAAACGUGCACGAUAUUGAAGACCAUUCAAUUAUAAACAGAUAUCCGUCCUUUUACAUCUUUUAAUAACUCUAGUUUAGUUUAUUAAUGUCACAUGUUGUAAUAUAAUUAUUAGUAAUAAUCAAGCUUUUGUUAUCGUUUAUUUGUGAAAUGUAAAGAACAGGAAUAAAAGUUUUCUUCCUUGAA
Messenger RNA from Dreissena polymorpha, 2821 nucleotides. RefSeq lists its product as uncharacterized. The transcript is spliced from 7 exons. NCBI's taxonomy places the organism in Eukaryota, Metazoa, Mollusca, Bivalvia, Myida, Dreissenidae. The record is from RefSeq and is a predicted model, not a curated record. The coding region runs from base 214 to 1080 and encodes 288 amino acids.